This is a messenger RNA of Lytechinus variegatus (green sea urchin), 4837 nucleotides long. Its product is annotated as ubiquitin carboxyl-terminal hydrolase 19-like. NCBI's taxonomy places the organism in Eukaryota, Metazoa, Echinodermata, Echinoidea, Temnopleuroida, Toxopneustidae. The coding region runs from base 439 to 4068 and encodes 1209 amino acids. The transcript is spliced from 26 exons. Gene Ontology annotation, molecular function: cysteine-type deubiquitinase activity. Gene Ontology annotation, biological process: protein deubiquitination. The record is from RefSeq and is a predicted model, not a curated record.
CUUGAUAAUUCCCGAAAUGUCGGAAUGAAUGAAUGACGCAGGGUUAAUCGAGAUCUUUCUCUGACGGACUAAAUUCUGGUUUAUUUCGUGACUCUUUAAGUUCUUAUGUCCGGACGCAGUCUAACUUCUUAUUUUCCUCCUAUUUGGUGGUCAUAAUCGGACUUGGCUGUUUCCCCGCCCCGGUUGUUCCCGGUGUUGUUAGUGUUACAACCUAUCCAUGCUGAUUAGUGAGCGAGACUUGUUGAGUGAGCUGAACGGUAUCCUCAUAAAAAGUGCACCAGCACAAGCCCGGUAGACUCUUCCGAAUCACCGUUACUUCCUCUGGCCUGGGGCUUCUGUCUUAGCAGCUUAGCGUGUAUAUUUUUUAACUUCGUGAUACUACUCGAUCAACAAGUUCUAUCGAAUAAUCACAUCAAAGAUUUGUUAGAAUCAUCAAUCAUGGGAGCUACAGAUGUUGAUGAUGUAAAAUUUGAAUAUGAAUGGAGGCAGACAGAUGAAGAUAUUUACGUUGAAUUUAAUGUGAAUGGAGAAGAUAUCAAGAAGGAUGACAUUGAAUUGGAGCUCAAUGAUAGUAGCAAGAUCUGUGUUUGCUGUGUAUAUUUCAAAGAUGGCAUUAAAUGGGUCUGUUCACUUCAGCACCUAGUUGUCAAGUCAUCUGCUAGUGUUAAAGUGAAAGAUGGAGUACUCAUUGUUCAUCUGCCAAAGAAAGAGAAAUUCAAAGAAUGGAAACGAUUAGGAGAUUGUGCUUUCACAAAAGAAAUACAAGAGGAAGGUAUCCCUAAUGUAACAAAUGAGAAUGGAAUACAAACAGAAGGGUCAUCAGUUGUUAGAGAUGGAGAAGGUGGCAUGCAAAUGGAUGAAGAGAAAGAUGCUGAAGAGGAGUAUUUAGUCAACCAUGUCAAGCAUAAUUUCUUUCAGAGGCAAGACUUGAAAGUUAUUUACCUUCAUAUGUAUGUGAAGAAGAUCAAGCGGGAUUCUGUCAGUGUCUCUUUUUCAGAAAAUGAAAUAUGCAUCAAAUUCAAGACUAAUGACAACCAGUUUCUCCAAUUGAAUCAUGGGAGUACAUCAGAUACCUUAUUUUGUUGGAGAAUCAGACCAUGGAGACCAGUUGUUCCUGCAGCCUGUCAUCAUAAGGUUACAAAGAGUAAUCUAGAAGUGAACAUCACCCAACUAAAAUCAGAGAGGUGGAAGGCUCUUGAAUGCUCUACUAAAGACUCUGGAAACACCCCCAGAGGAAAGGCUGCCUCCCAGGGUGACUGGGUACCUCUUUCCUCUUCUACCAAGACAGUCACACCUACCAAAGAAUCAGCUGAAAUCACCAAAGAUUCAGGCUGUGAGAAGGAGAACCUGAGAGGUGCUGUGGGAGGAGCCAAGUCUGUGGAGAUUAAGGAGAGUGUAACUAGGACCAAGAAACCUACUUGCACAGUACCGCCAUUGAGUCUAGGAAAGCAGGCUCCAUCUCUACCAGUAGAGCCUACACCAUCACUUCAUCUAGGUUACUGUGGUCUUGAUAAUCUUGGUAACACCUGCUUCAUGAACAGUGUUCUUCAGGUCUUGGCCAAUACAGUUGAACUCAAAGACUUUAUGCUAGGAGCCGACUUCAAGAAUGAGAUUAAUCGAGACAAUCCCCUAGGUAGCGGGGGUCAUCUUGUUCUAUCAUUUGCUGUAUUAAUGAGAAGGCUAUGGGGAGGGCAAAAUAAAUCCAUUGCUCCUUCAAAACUGAAGUCCAUUAUAUCAGCCAAAGCCAGUCAAUUCAUGGGGUUUGCUCAGCAUGAUGCACAGGAAUUCAUGGCAUUUCUUCUUGAUGGACUUCACGAGGACAUCAACAGAAUUCGUAAAAAGCCUUACACUCAAACCGUGGAUUCUGAUGGAAGACCUGAUGAGGUUGUAGCGGAUGAAGCAUGGAAGACACACAGACGAAGAAAUGAUUCAUUCAUUGUAGAUUUGUUUCAAGGCCAAUACAAAUCCAAACUUGUCUGUCCUGAUUGUAACAAGGUAUCAAUUACUUUUGACCCCUUCAUGCACCUGUCCAUGCCCCUUCCAAAGAAGAAGCGUCACUUCCCUGUCUACUUCUUCUCACGGGACUGCCAUCAACGACCGGUCAAGUAUGUAGUGUCUCUAAGCUCUGAUGCUACUGUCCAUGAGUUGACCGUUCAGGUUGGUCAGAUGGCAGGAGUCAAUGCUGCCAAUCUGAGGGUCUUUGAGGUCCAUCGAAGCUGUAUCCAGAAGGUCUUUUCCAGAAGGAGCACAAUGUCGGGUGUAUCCUUCAAUGAUAUUAUCUUUGUACAUGAAGUCUUAUCACCUUCCUUAGCAGGAGAGAGUGUAGUAGAGCUUUCUGUCAUUCAGCGUAUGUUAAUGCCUCCUGCUCUUCUUCACUGUUCACACUGUAAGAAAUCAUGUGAGAAAGGUAGAAGUCUCAAGAGAUGUACCAAGUGUUACAGGGCAGCAUACUGUGAUCAAGCUUGUCAGAAGAGCAACUGGAACAUCCACAGGACUUCUUGUCGCCGGUUUCCAGAACCUGUUGGAUGCCCUUUCAUCAUCAGUUUACCCAAAUCUCAUGCCACAUAUGCCAGGCUUUGUCAGCUCAUGGAGUGUUACGCAAGGUAUUCUACCAAUGUGUUUGUGCCACCCCUCAAAUCACCAGGUUCUAUAAGUAGCAGCUCUGGUAGUAGUAGCUCUCACGAGAGUGAACACCCCUCUACCUCUACCCAUUCACCCCCUCAUUCCCAGGGUCUGGCAUCCCCCUCUGCCACUACCUCUCCGGUGAACACACCAAGAAUUCCUACCAGGGAUGAUGAUGAUGAAGAGAUGGAUGAUGGGAAGGAGAAAAUGAAUGACAGUGGUAUUGAAAACCCCAUUCACUCAAAGGACAUGGGAGAUGCAUUGAUAGAAGGAACAACUGACAGAGAUGAGGCUUUGAGAAAAGGAGAUGAAGGAGGGGGAGGAGAUACUGGAGAAGAGUCUAUCGGCCAUUUCUCUGAUAUGGAAGGAGCCGCAACUGCUACAGUGGUUGGACAACCUCAGACCUUGGAGAGAAAGAUGCCUCUGUUUUUCAUCAAGCCUGUCAAUCACAUAGGCAACAGCAUCCCAAGCAAGGAGCGCCUUAAAGAUGAAGGUGACAUCCCUCUUGAUUUGACUGGUAUCAUAAGUGUAGCCAUGGAUUGGAGAAAUGAUCCUAAACAAGAGAACAAUGUUUUAGUGGAGUCAAGAACACUGGACUAUAAUGAAGAUGAGUCUGUGUGUGGUGUAAAAUCCUAUGAAGAGACUGAAAUCACCUUGGACCAAUGUCUCAAACUAUUCACAGAGCCUGAGAAACUGUCUCCUGAAGAAGCAUGGUAUUGUCCCAAGUGCAAGCAACAUAGAGAAGCAACAAAGCAGAUGUUACUAUGGCGAUUACCUUCUACUCUCAUUAUUCAAUUGAAGCGGUUCUCAUUUGGUAACAUGUUGUGGAGAGAUAAGAUUGACAAGAUGGUUGAAUACCCAGUUAGAGGCUUGGAUCUGUCUCCUUACUGCCAUGGUACUCACAGCCAACCUUUGAUCUAUGAUCUGUAUGGUGUUAUCAACCAUCAUGGUGGUAUUCUAGGAGGACAUUAUACAUCCAUUGCUAGACUGGCUUCUACUGCUGACUGGAGUAAGAAUGAACAUGACUGGAGACUCUUUGAUGACAGUCAUGUAACGACCAUCUCAGAGAAGAAUGUGGUGACGCGUUCUGCCUACCUCCUCUUUUAUCGACAACGCCAACCUUACACUCCAUACAUCUGGCAACCUAUUCCGGAGCCAGAACCAGAGGUCGAACCCAUGAUGGAACGAAAAUCAGUGAAAGAGACGGGGGAUGAACCAGAGGAGAUGGAUGAUAAGUCAUCAACCUCUAGCAACAGUGAGAUGGAUGUUAGUGAGAGAGAUCAAUCUGUUACUGUAGAGACACCAAGCAAACGUAUUCCUCAGUAUGAUAAUCGCUUCCCUGCUUCCUCUCCACCACCUCCAUCCCCAUUGCAAACAUCCUACAUUGAUAACAGGAACCGGGAGGUAGAGGAUAUUGGCUACACUAAUAUGGAGGAUAUAGAUUAGAGCUGAUCUCUGCUGGUCAAGGGAUAAAAAUAAGGUGUAUUCAACUGAAGAGGAAUGAUGAUGAAGGAGUAGAGAUUGCAACAAGAAUGAUACUGAAAUUUGAAACAGAUUGUGAUUAUUUGCUUGUAUUGUUAUCUUAUUACUUUUACAUUAUUGAUAUUUGUUUUUCCCCCAUUUCUUGAAUACCAUAUCUCUAUUUUAUUUAUGAGUAUGUAAAAGUAACCAACUUAUUAAUCUGUUAUUUUUUAUUUAUAUUUUCCCAAGUCAUAAAGCAAUUUAAUUCUGUUGAUGUUUGUUCUGAACAUUUUAUUUCAUAAUAUAAAUGUGCUAAUACUCUGUGCAAUAUUGCAAUGAUGAGUUUAAAGAAUCGUUUUGAAUGUUUGCCAUAAUUUCUGCAUUUUCUUUUAGAUAUGAUUUUUUUUUGUUUGACCCAGUUUAAGAGGAAAUCCUGAUAUCUAGUAAUAUGUUACAUAUAAUAUUCAGGUACACAUGUAUCACCUUUUUGAAAGAACAAAAAAUAUAAUAUCCAAUCUUCUUUUUAUCAAAUAAAUCUGAAAGUGAAUAGUCUCAGAUGUAAAUAAACAAUGGGUACAAAAUUGUGAGACAAAUCUCAAACAGAAGAUGCUGGAUCAUCACAAUUUAAGUACUCAUAACUAUAAUGUGAAAUAAAGAUAUUUGAGGCCUGAAAUGUUGGAAACAUUAGAAACAUAAUAGGCAAUGUAGACCAAGUUGUUGAAGUUAGUUUUCCAUAUUUGAAAAACAAUUAUAU